This is a messenger RNA of Amaranthus tricolor (Joseph's coat), 817 nucleotides long. Its product is annotated as protein GAST1-like. The coding region runs from base 217 to 549 and encodes 110 amino acids. Lineage: Eukaryota; Viridiplantae; Streptophyta; Magnoliopsida; Caryophyllales; Amaranthaceae. The record is from RefSeq and is a predicted model, not a curated record. The transcript has 4 exons.
AAGGACAUUUUGGUCAAAUGUCACUUUCCAAUUUUUUACAAAUUGCAAACACUUUUCCAACAGAAUUAUGCAUCAACAUGAUCUUAUAAUGCCUAUAAAUACCAUCUCAUGUCUUCCAUACUUUGCAUCCAACACAAACUCUUCUUUGUCACUCAAUAUUUUUGCAUAAAAUUACCAAAAAAAUAAAAUUAAAGUUAUCAUUUUUUCCCUUAAAAUAUGGCAAUCUCAAAAAACCUUGCUCAUCUAUUAUUUGUCACUUUGAUGCUCAUUGUAUUGACAACAAUCCAGGCUGCUACUCAAUCUCAGCUACAAAUCCAAAGUAGCCACCCAAUGUAUGGUGCCUCACAGGGAAGCCUCCACCCACAAGAAUGUGGAGGAAGAUGUACAAUGAGAUGCUCAGCCACAGCAUACAAGAAACCAUGCAUGUUUUUCUGCCAGAAAUGCUGUGCAAAGUGCCUGUGUGUCCCACCUGGUACCUACGGCAACAAACAACUUUGCCCUUGCUACAACAACUGGAAGACCAAAAGAGGAGGCCCUAAAUGCCCUUAAUUUUAUUUACUACUUUGUCCGCUCAUCAAGUUAAUGAAACGUAAAACUGUGAGAACAAACGUAACAAACUUAAUGAAACGGAGAGACUAGUAUUUUUCAAAUACCACUAUUAUUAUUAUUAUUAUUAUUAUUAUAAAACCGUACUUUUUUUCAUAGAAAGAGAUUUUACAAGAAGUUGAUUGAGAGUCGAGCAACAAAUUGAGCACCCACACCCUUAUUAUUAUUAUUAUUAUUAUUAUUAUUAUUAUUAUCAUUAUUAUUAUUAUUA